UCCCGGAUCUCUCCAGGUUUUUAUCUCCCAUCUUCUUACCCACUCCACUCAGUCACAAAUUGAUAGUGCAAUAACUCUUUUAAUUUUUCCUGUUUUAUUUCUCUUCUUCCGAUCCAUUAUAACAUAUUAUUACAAAUUUUCUCGCUUGUCUAUAUAUCUACAACUGCCCAUAUACUCUAUGCAUUGAGCUGUAGAGUGAGCAGAUAGAGGGUACUCCGCAUAUCUCAACCCUAGGCAAGGAUGUUUGUAGUGGUCUUGUUGAUUGGAUUAUUGCUGGCAUGGGCUUAUCGAGCCACCCGCCCUCUGCCUCCCAACAUUUGUGGCUCGCCUUGUGGCCCGCCUAUCACAGCACCUAGAAUUAAGCUUAGGGAUGGAAGACAUUUGGCCUGCAAGGAGCAUGGUGUGCCAGCAGAAGUGGCCAAAUAUAAGAUUAUCUAUGUUCAUGGCUUAUUUACUUGCAGACAUAGUGCAGUGAUUGCAAAAAAUCUCCCGCAAGAACUUGUUGAAGAAUUAGGACUAUACAUUGUGUCAUAUGAUAGACCGGGUUAUGGAGAAAGUGAUCCAGAUCCAAAACAAACGGUGAAAAGUUUGGCUUUAGAUGUUGAAGAGCUUGCUGAUCAAUUGGGACUCGGUUCCAAAUUUUAUGUAAUUGCUUAUUCUAUUGGAUGCCAUGUGGUCUGGGGCUGCCUCAGGUACAUUCCUCAUAGGCUAUCAGGAGCAGCAUUACUUGCUCCUAUUAUCAACUAUUGGUGGCGAGGUUUGCCUUUGAACUUGUCUACAGAGGCCUACUACAAACAACCGCCUCAAGACCAGUGGACACAUCGAGUUUCUCACUAUAUACCAUGGCUAACCUAUUGGUGGAACACACAGAAGUGGUUUCCUGCACUUAGUGCUGUACCCGGAAAUCCUAAUAUUUUCUCUCGUCAAGAUUUAGAAAUAACGUCAAAGAAGGUUGGGAAACAAAUAAACAAGGCACACAUAACCCAGCAAGGAGAGUUUGAGUCCAUACAUCGUACCAUAAUGGUUGGAUUUGGGAAUUGGGAAUUCAGUCCUAUUGAUCUUGAGAAUCCUUUUCCUAACAACGAAGGUUCGGUUCAUCUAUGGCAGGGUGAUGAUGAUAGGAUUGUAGCAAUUCCUUUACAACGCUCUAUUGCCAAAAAACUUCCAUGGAUUCAAUACCAUGAGUUACCAGGUGCUGGACACUUUUUCGCAUAUUCUAAUGAAAUGAGCCAAGUUAUCAUAAAGACACUUUUAUUUGGGGAUAAAUAAGCAUGUUUGUUGCUGCAGGGUUACUACUUUCUAUUUUUUCUUUUUCUAGUUUCUUUCACCUCCUCUUUUUCUUUUAGUUUUUCCCCUCUUUAUCAUUGUAUUGGUGGACAAUAUGUACUUCUAUAUCAGUUUGUUCUAAGAUUAUCAAAUAAAAUAUCAGUUUGUUUUAACAAAAC
Molecule: messenger RNA, 1445 nt
Organism: Quercus lobata
Lineage: Eukaryota; Viridiplantae; Streptophyta; Magnoliopsida; Fagales; Fagaceae
Exons: 5
Coding region: 241-1269 (342 amino acids)
Source: RefSeq, a predicted model, not a curated record